Molecule: messenger RNA, 1800 nt
Organism: Trifolium pratense (red clover)
Lineage: Eukaryota; Viridiplantae; Streptophyta; Magnoliopsida; Fabales; Fabaceae
Product: transcription factor bHLH137-like
Exons: 8
Coding region: 333-1292 (319 amino acids)
Biological process (GO): regulation of DNA-templated transcription
Cellular component (GO): nucleus
Molecular function (GO): protein dimerization activity; DNA-binding transcription factor activity
Source: RefSeq, a predicted model, not a curated record
AUUAUUGACAAUUAUGUUAUGUUAGAGAAAAAACAUAAGAGGUUUGAUGAGAUUAGACUGGUCAAAUAUACAUGUACCGUUCUCUGCAUGGGAAUGAGUUAAGUUAAAGAUUUCAGCUUAUUUUAUAUGCCACAAUAUGUUUAUAUAUAGGUCUGUUCUCUGUGUUUUUGUCACAGACCAACUUUUCCUGACUUCAUCAUCACUGUUACCUUACCUGCUUUUGAGUAUCAUCAUCAUCAUCACCAACACCAUAAACAGAAAAACCAGUCUUUACCUUCAUCUUUCUUCUUUCAUUUUCAAGACUUCUCAAAUCUUGAUAACUCACUCCUGAUAUGGCAGCUUUUGAGUACCAUUACCAACAACCUUUCUUUGUUGACUCUGCACCACCAUACUUCACCAUUAAGAUGUCUUCUCAGCUUGAUGACCAAGUCCAUAUUAUAAACAGUAGUAGCUGUGUUGAACAAAACUCUAAGAAUAGCAUAUGUGAGAAUCUUAGUCCUGAAUCAUCUUCCAUGGUUGUUGAUAAUCUUGAAAAGGGUGAACAAGUUACUCAGAAAGUGAGUUCUAUGGAGAAGAAGAGAAGAGUUAGAAACAAGUCUUCUUUGAGUAGCCCCUUAUCUAAGGAUGCAAAAGAAGGGAGAGGCAAAAAACAAAAGAAGAGUAGUGGUGAGGGGAUGAAAGGAGACGAGAAGAAAAAAGAAGAGAAGAAGAAGGAUCAAAAGAAAAAUGUUGAAGAACCUCCAACUGGCUAUAUCCAUGUCAGAGCAAGAAGGGGUCAGGCAACAGAUAGCCACAGCCUUGCUGAAAGGGUGAGAAGAGAGAAAAUAAGUGAAAGGAUGAAGAUAUUGCAGCAACUUGUCCCCGGCUGUGAUAAGAUAACUGGGAAGGCCCUUGUGUUGGAUGAAAUAAUCAAUUAUGUACAGUCCCUACAGAAUCAAGUAGAGUUCCUUUCAAUGAAACUUGCUUCAGUGAAUCCAAUCUUCUUUGACUUUGCAAUGGACCAAGAUCAUCAGAGAUUAAAUAGCAUUACAUCACCAUCACCAACAUCAGGACCACUACAAUCUGUAGCAAUAUGCAGCUCCAACCAUGCCACACCUUUUGCUGACACAAGUUUCCACACUGCUGAUAAUGAUCACUAUGUUUUGGAUUAUCCAACUCAAGUUUUUCUUCAAGGACAGAGGUCAAAUACCUUCUUUGAGCACACUGAUGGACCCUUUUGGGACGUAGAAGAUCAACGACAAAAGCUUCUUAAUCCAUAUGGAUUCGGCAACAAUACAUGUUCCUUAAAUUAAUAUCAAUUUCACAUAUCUGCCCUACAAAGUCUACAAACAUGUUGUGUUAUUAUCAUUUGUAGUAUAGAUAGAGUGAAAUUCCAAUUCCAAACAAGUAGUAGAAGGUUGGUUGUGAUGAAGGGAUUCUGUUUUUCCUAGUCCACCAAAUUAAAGUGAGAUAUGAACAUGAUGAAUAAAGUGUAGCAAAAUUAAUGGAUGAGGAAGCCAAAAGGACAAAAAAUGCCGACAAAAUAAGACCAUAUCUUUUUCUAGAUCCUUUGUUCUAAUAAUAAUUUUGACUAUAAAGUCUUAAAUUAUUCUGAUGCACAUAUUUCAAGAGACUCUGUAUGAAUGAAUAUGAAUCCUAGAGAGAUAUCUUAUCAUCAGAGUAGACUCAUUGAAAUUUAUGUAAAUUAUUGUUACUAGUAAUAAGAUUGAUAUUUAUGUUGUUGUGGUGGUGGCAGUUAUUCUGUUGAGGCAGUUAAUUUUGUCACCGUUAUUGAGAAAUGAUUAAUGUUUGAUGAUGUUA